Molecule: messenger RNA, 937 nt
Organism: Dentiscutata erythropus
Lineage: Eukaryota; Fungi; Glomeromycota; Glomeromycetes; Diversisporales; Gigasporaceae
Source: the annotation of a GenBank genome assembly
CCCUAGUAAAGAUGCUGGAUUUGAACCUAUUGAUCCUAAAAGAAUCGUUAUUAUGGGAGAGAGUGCAGAAAGCAAUUAUGGCUCUAUUUCACAACGUGGUGGAUUGGCUAUAGCAAUGACUUUGUUUCUUCGUGAUGCCGGAUUACCAUUACCUUGUGGUAUUGUAGGAUGGUCACCUUGGGUUGACCUUACACAUAGCAUGCCAUCUUCAUUAGACCCAAAUCUAAUAGAUCUCGACUUACUUUGUCCGAUGGCGAUGUAUAGACCAAAACCGCGAAUUUCGUCUCCUGCAUGGGAACAAUAUCAAGAAGAUUCACAAAAACUUGCUGAUGAAAUUAAAGAAAAAAAACCUUCGAUCGUUGGUGAUGAAUCUUUUCAACGAGAUGAACAGAUUCAAAUGUAUUGCAAUAAUGAAGCUUUGGCUAUUCCUUACGUUAGUCCAUUAUUGGCUGAAAGUUUGGGUAAUAUACCUCCUAUGUUAUUGCAAGUAGGAGAAGUUGAAAGAAUGCACGACGAAGUCGUACUUUUUGGUCAUAAAGCAACUCAACCACAUAAAUUUAGAGUUCCGCAAUAUUCUACUUCAAAUUUUGAUGAAUCGCCAUUUCAAAAACCAACAAGUAUAAUAUUAGAAGUUUAUGAUGAUAUGCCUCAUGGUUGGCAGUGGAACAAUGUAAGAGAUAAUAUUCAAGUUGGUUUGAGGUUUCCUUCCGCUGAACAAGCCCAGAUAUCAUUUCAUAGAACCUGCAAUUUCAUAAAAUAUGUUUCUCUAGUAGAAAAUGAUCAAACAACCGAAAAAUCAUUAUUCAAGGGAGUAAGAAUUAAUAGUAAAGGUGAAGAAAGACCUUUAGAACAAUAUGAUCUUGAUGUUUUAAAAUGGGAUAAAGUUGGUAUUGUUCCUGAUAUAACUGAUUAUACAAAUGUCAAAUUUGUUAUUUAA